UCUCCAGCAAGGAAUGGAUUUGUCGCGGUGUCUCUCGCAUUCACAGUUUUUCCUCCCCCAUCGUGAAAUUUGCAAUUAUUUCAGGUGAUAAUUCACAUCAAAUUACCUGAGACAUUAGCUCAAGCAAUACCCCACAGUGCUGGCAAUGAGAAUUAGUGCAAAGUGUCCUGUCCAAGGAAACAUAUCACAGUGAAAAUCUCGUGAUAAUUCACAUCAAAAGAAAAAAAAAGUGAAAUUUUCUACAGUGAGUGGCACCGCAGAGAAAAUUGUGGGUGGAAAAUUCAUCAUAAUUUGCCGGCAAUUGUAACAAAAAAAUAUAUAACGACAAAAGCUAUGAGCAAAUAUCAGCAAAUUUCAACACAAGAUGGGCAGAAUCAGCAUCAAGAUGAUUCACUGGAGUAUUUUAUAAGAUUUCCAACACCAAAAAAUGGAAAUGGUGCAGAACAAAAUGGAACAUCAUCUGAGGCUGAUUAUGUUUUUAUUCACAACGAAAAUACCGUUCCAAUUGUCCUGCUGCUGGGCUGGGCAGGAUGCCAAGAUAAAUAUCUAAUGAAGUACUCCAAAAUCUACGAAGAUCGAGGAUUGAUCACUGUGCGCUAUACAGCUCCCGUGGAGAACCUGUUUUGGAAACGAUCAUCCCUGAAAGUGAUCGGCGAGAAGAUUCUCAAGCUGAUCUACGACAUGAACUUCGACGCUCAUCCCUUAUUCUUUCAUAUAUUUUCCAAUGGUGGUGCCUACAUGUAUCAGCACAUUAACUUUGCUAUGAGGCGCUCUCCGCGUCCCGUCCAAGUACAGGGCAUGAUCUUUGACUCUGCACCCGGAGAACGUCGCUUUUCGAGUCUCUAUGGUGCUAUCAGUGCAAUCUAUGGGCGCCAUAGAUCCUUCAGCUGGCUGGUGUCCUUUUUGAUCUCAGCCACACUGACUGUGAUGUGGCUCCUGGAGGAUUUCGCGUCGGUUAUCCGAAGCUUCUGGAAUCCCCAUGAGCCACCACUCUGGAAUCCAAUGAAGAAUCUCAAAAACGCAACUCAUUCAUGCCCCCAAAUGUUUCUUUAUUCCAAAGAAGACACAAUCAUUCCAUACAAGGACAUUGAAUGUUUCGCAGACUAUCGACAGAGCAAGGGAGUGUUCGUUAAAAAGAUUUGCUUUGAGAAAUCUGAGCACGUGAAGCACUUUAUAAUGCAUCCUCAGCAUUACGUUAAAUGCGUCUGUCGCUUUAUCAGCGAUUGCCUGGCAUCCUAUCAGGCUUCAGGGCCAUCAACGAAAAUUGAUUAAAGCCGUAGGAAGCAUCAAAAAAAAUUCUCAAUUACUAAGCACACUCUAUUUGCACAACUUUCCACUUUGGUGAUAUUAAGAUGAGACGAACUGGGAGGAUUAUUUUCUUAUUAAAAAAAAUAAAAGAACAAUUCGAGAGAUGGAGGAAGAGUAAAAUUAUGAGCAAAAGGACAUUUUGUCAGCCUUAAUCAAUUGAACUUACAAAAUUAUCUGUUAUCCAACUGAAGAGUCGCAAAUGUCUCUUCAAUGGCGAAUUUGAGAGAUGCUUUAAUAGAAUUUCAUUAGUUAGUAGACUAUUUAAUGAGAAAAUUGUUGCUAUAGAGAAGGAUAUUUUCAUGAGAAAACAUAAUUCCCAGAAAUAUUCACAGGAUCAAUUUUAGGAAAUUUUAAGCAAAAUUAGAAAGAAAUAGCAUCAAAUUAAAUUGAAAUAAAAAACAAUCUACUCAAGGAUUCAAAUACAUUUUAUUUAAUGGGUGAUAGACUUCAAUUUGUGUUCUAUUUGAUGGAUAUAUCAAUAAUAAAAUCACUUUAUAAUUUAAA
This is a messenger RNA of Phlebotomus papatasi, 1812 nucleotides long. Its product is annotated as transmembrane protein 53. The transcript is spliced from 3 exons. Bases 334 to 1272 code for a protein of 312 amino acids. The record is from RefSeq and is a predicted model, not a curated record. NCBI's taxonomy places the organism in Eukaryota, Metazoa, Arthropoda, Insecta, Diptera, Psychodidae.